Messenger RNA from Penicillium riverlandense, 2829 nucleotides. It is a transcript of the gene farA, whose product is annotated as CeGAL family transcription factor. Bases 1 to 2829 code for a protein of 942 amino acids. Lineage: Eukaryota; Fungi; Ascomycota; Eurotiomycetes; Eurotiales; Aspergillaceae. The transcript is spliced from 3 exons. The record is from RefSeq and is a predicted model, not a curated record. Gene Ontology annotation, biological process: DNA-templated transcription. Gene Ontology annotation, molecular function: zinc ion binding; DNA binding.
AUGAGCACUACGACGGAGUCGCACGCCGAAUCAUACCCGGCCAACCACGGCAGCCCUGCUCCCAGCGCCGCGGGCUCGACAGGAACAUCCGGGAUCACCGUUCGUUGUGACGCCGCCAGCCUGGGCGUCCCCUGCACCAACUGUGUCGCCUUCUCCAUCGAGUGCAAGAUCCCUACCCCGAAACGCAAGAAGAACACAGGCCAAUCUAAGGGCAAGGAGGGCGGUGAGUACGGUGACAGUCCGCCUCCAAGUGCAUCGUCCGUGGUCGACGCGGCGGUUGCUCACUUCCGACCCUCGGCCGGCUCCGACUUGCCUGCCGUAUUCAACGACCAACAGGGGCAUUCGACCGACUCAGACGAGAAGGAUGAGGUGCUUGGAUACCGAAGCAACCGGAUGGCCGUCGACGGCAUGCCGGUCACCUCUCUCACCGAGUCGGAGGCCGCCAUGCAGGCCUCGGCGGACAAUGCCUAUGCGCAGUUCAUGAAGCCCAAGUUUGCGCGCGCCCCGAUUAAAGAGGCAGGCCGUGUGGCAUAUCUGGGCGAAUCGUCGAAUUUGUCGCUGUUGGUUCAGGAUCGUCACGGCACGACAGAUGUGGUCCACUACCCACUGCCGCCGAAUAUCAGAGGGUCUCGUGCGCGUCUGACAGACUUGGAUAAUCUGGAGAUUGACAUUCUCCACCAGCGUGGUGCGUUUCUUCUUCCACCGAAGCCGCUGUGUGACGAGCUGGUCGAUGCCUAUUUCAAAUGGGUCGCGCCCGUCGUGCCCAUCAUCAACCGCAGUCGGUUCAUGCGCCAGUACCGGGACCCCAAAAACCCACCGUCGCUGCUCUUGCUGCAGGCGAUUCUGCUGGCCGGAUCGCGAGUGUGCACCAACCCGCAGCUCAUGGAUGCCAAUGGAUCGACAACGCCGGCUGCGAUGACCUUCUACAAGCGGGCCAAGGCCCUGUAUGAUGCCAACUAUGAGGAUGAUCGGGUCACCAUUGUGCAAGCGUUGGUGCUCCUGGGCUGGUACUGGGAAGGACCUGAGGAUGUUACGAAGAACGUGUUCUACUGGACCCGAGUCGCAAUAGUUGUGGCUCAGGGCUCUGGCAUGCACCGCAGCGUGGAGACCUCCCAGCUGAGCAAGCCCGACAAGAGACUCUGGAAGAGAAUCUGGUGGGCGCUCUUCACUCGCGACAGAUCCGUGGCAGUGGCGCUGGGUCGGCCGAUUGGAAUCAACACCGACGACUCGGACGUCGAGAUGGUGACGGAGGAUGAUUUUAUCGAAGACGAGCUCGACAUCAAGGCUGAAUAUCCCCCGGAUCCGGUCCACGUGCAAUUCUUCUUGCAGUAUGUCAAGCUGUGCGAAAUCAUGGGUCUGGUGCUCUCGCAACAGUACUCGGUGGCAUCCAAGUCACGCCGUAUGAACGCUAUGGACCUUACCCACUCCGACAUGGCGUUAGCCGACUGGCUUCAGAACUGUCCCAAGGAAGUGUGCUGGCAACGAUCCCAACACCAUUUCUGGGCUGCUCUUCUCCACUCCAACUACUACACCACGCUCUGUCUUCUGCACCGGGCGCACAUGCCACCAGCCUCGUCGGCGCCGGGUAGCUACCGAACGGAGGAAAUGGCGUAUCCAUCGCGCACGAUUGCUUUCCAGGCCGCGGGCAUGAUCACAUCCAUUGUCGAGAACUUGCAGGCGCACCAGGAAAUCCGAUAUGCCCCCGCGUUCAUUGUCUACAGCUUGUUUUCGGCUCUGAUCAUGCACGUGUAUCAAAUGCGUUCGUCGGUCCCCUCUAUUGUGGCAACCUGCCAGGAAAGGAUCCACGUCUGCAUGCAUGCCCUCAAGGAUGUAUCCAAGGUGUGGCUGGUUGCGAAGAUGGUGAAUACAUUGUUCGAGUCUAUCCUUGGCAACAAGAUCCUGGAAGAGCGCCUGCAGAAGGCUGCCGGUAGGAGGCACCAGCGAACCCGGCAUGAUCACGCCGCUGCCUCAAAGAAGCAGCCAGAGCCGCCGAAGCGCAAGUUCGACGAUAUGGAUCUUGGACUGCCCAACGGCGGUCCAACGCCUCCUGUCUCGUACGAGCGUUCUCGGCCUCAGACACCGGCCGUCACCCCCUCCCGAGAACUCAAUCAACCUCCCCUGGGCCAGACGUCUCCCAACGCAAACGCACACCGCGGUGCCCAGGACCCUGUGGGAGGUGGGCCAGCCAACUCGCGCGGCAAUACUCGUCCGACCACCCCUUUCAACGCCCAGUUCUCUCUCCCCGCCACUCCUCCUGAUUUCUUCCUGGUAACGCGCACAUCCCCCAACCUCUCCCCCUCGCUUUGGGAGAAUUUCCAGCCCGACCAGCUCUUCCCCGACGGCACGGCCAUCUUCCCAGAACUUACAUCCCCUCCUCCCCCAACGACCAUGGACCCGCAGCUCCAAAUGCCGACGAACAUGCAAGCUCCGAACAUCGGCCAGCGGCCAAUGAUGGGCGCCCAGCCUCAGCAGGUCCCUACCCGCAGCAUGUCUGUGUCGCAGGGUAGUCCGCAGCUGAUGUCCGGUGUUCCUGCCGGCUUGGGGAUGCCGGCCACGGCGGCGCCGCAGCAGAUGUUUGGCAUGGAGGGCCAGCAGUGGCCGAUGCAAAGCCUGGACGGGACUCUGAGCGGCGCGGCCCUGGACGCGGCCAGCCAGGACGACAAUUGGAGCAGCAGCUCACGCAGUGGGCCGACUGCGCCCACGACCCUGAACGUGGAAGAUUGGUAUGCUCCCUGUCUCGCUCCCACCGACUUGAUCCGUGCUAACCUUGCUUGCUUCAGGUUCCAAUUCUUCGGCAUCAACGGCGGCUUUGGCGAUCUGGCGGCUUGA